CAGCACUGAGGAGAACGAGGCGGCACCGUCGACGCCUGCCCUACCGUCUCGCUCGUCGUCCUGCCAUGUCCAAAUGUUCGCUCGGACGACUCGGUCUGUCCAGUGCAGCUUCCAAGCCCACCGCGCAUCCCACUCGCCGCCGACUCCAUACUAGCACACCAUGCCACUUUGCUGGAACCAUCUCGCUGUCGGAGCUGGGGGUCGCCGAAAGCAGCGGUGUAAACGCGAUGAGCCAGGCUGCCCAAGGCAAGCUUGCCAACCUUCGCUUUCUCACCAGGAGCUCGCGUCCAGACCCUAGCCUAGUCUGGGGGCGCUACGCGGACCUGCUACCAUACUUCCGUCACGACAAGCUACCUCUCGAGGUCCACCAGGAAGUGCUUCGGAGUUGCACGCUACCUGCUGCUCAGCAAAGAAUUCUUUCUGCAAGAAAAUUCACUCCCCGAGCGACGAUCAGGGAGGUGCACAAGGACGAGGCGCGGUUCAAGACCAUCAUCCGACAAAUGCGCUCCGCGGGAUUCACCCCUAGCCUCGAUGACUAUCACUUCAUCUUAGAGCAAUUUGCUGCGGUGGGCGAUCAUACGGGUGCGAUGAAGGUCAUGGAGGAGAUCGGUCGAAUGGGGCUGGUGAAGUCACCCCAAACGUAUGGCUUAUGUCUGCAGGCCUUGUGUCACCGCUUAGCGUUGCCGUGUGCCCCGGACCUACGCGCUGGGCUUGUCAGCGAAGUGACGGCUCUCUGCAUGCAACUGCAAGCGGAGAUGCAAGAGAAGAGGUUGCCGUACACGUCCGUGAACGUUGACCUGGUCGUCCGUAUACUCAAGGAGACCUCCGACCUACAAGGCUUCGAGAAGCUCCUGAAGGUAGCAUAUGGCGUCGACCUUUCAUUCCCCGACCGGCCACCAUUAGAGUUGUGGGGUCAAUCAUCCAGUGCCGAGGAGCAAGGAUCGUCGGUCUCCGUCCUUAACAGCUCGGCCGAAGCAGCCCCGCCCACGGUACCGUUCUCGACAGCAGCACUCACCACCGCCGUGGACUUUCUCGGAAGGCUAUGCGAGGUAUCAAAACUAGUGCAAGCGUUUGAAGUUCUUUCGACGCCUCUUCCCACAACAUCCGCAACGACCUCUCCCGCCUACGACGAAGAUGAGGAGGACGACUUUGGCGUGUCCAACCCCCAGGUCGCGCCCUGGCAAACACCAUAUGCCGUACCAAACACGAUGACAUACCACCUACUCUUGAAACAUCUGGCGCGAGCGGGGUGUGGUGCGAUGGCGCGGCACUACCUGCUGCAGGCCAUCCGGUACGAGAAGGACGUGGAUAGAAAGGUCCGGAUCGCCUGCGUCCGAAUGCCUCGUUCCGAGGUCGUCGGUCCGCAUAUGGCCGUCAAUCGCAGCAUGAUCCUCGCUGUCUUCGGCCUGGCCAAUCGCCAGAGGGACCUGGAGCUGAUGCGCUGGACGCUCUACAAGACGGGCCAGGUGAUCAAGCUGAAGAAGAACCACAUCAGGUACUACGAGCGGAGAUUGCGAUGGUGGAGGCUUGCGGACGAGCUUGCCCGCCAAGAAUCUGCUGCAGCUUCGGGCACAGAGGACGUGACUUCAUCAUCUUCGGAGGAAUCGAAUGCUUCCGCCGAAUCUUCUUCGUCUGCUGUGUUCUCUUCGUACUUCACCCCUUCCUCAGCUUCCGACAACGUCGUCGACAAAACCGUGCACGUCCCGCCCAUGCCUUACUUCAACGUCGACCUCUCCACCCCCGCACCCUCUUCCCCAACCCCACCAAAAACCUUCGACAUCAACCGUCAUUUAGUCAUCAUCCGCAAAGACUUGCAGCUUUUGCAAGAGCUCGAGCAGAGGAUCGCGGACGCAGUAGGGCGCGUGACGCAACGUAUGAAGGAGAGGCUCGGCCGACGGGUGUGGAACGGGAAGGACGUAUAUAUGCGCGACAAACGCCGACGUCUGCUCGUGAGCAAGGAGGAAUGGCCAAGGAAGGUGCGCUUCCGCGCGUCCAAGUUUGUGCCCCCGCGAUUGGUGCAGUUGCAAGCUGCGAAACCCACCGAUGUCGCGCCCCAGGUUGCUCCGGGAUCCGUUGCCACGAGUCAAGGCAUCAUGACGUCUGCCGUACGGAUAGACGGUCCAUAACGAUGUCGGGGCGCACGUCGUCAGUGGCACUGUACUACAUAUUGUGUAAUCAUUUGCAUGUCGCAUCUAGCAUUUUACAAUCUUACAUCAAGAGACCGGCGAAGCAUGCUCUGAGUCUCCGCGGGGGACACUAUGAAUCACGUGAUCGCGUUGUAGGUCCAGGUUUAUGGCGGGG
This is a messenger RNA of Fomitopsis serialis, 2301 nucleotides long. RefSeq lists its product as uncharacterized. The record is from RefSeq and is a predicted model, not a curated record. The transcript has 2 exons. NCBI's taxonomy places the organism in Eukaryota, Fungi, Basidiomycota, Agaricomycetes, Polyporales, Fomitopsidaceae. Bases 66 to 2126 code for a protein of 686 amino acids. Gene Ontology annotation, molecular function: protein binding.